Messenger RNA from Parnassius apollo (apollo), 462 nucleotides. The record is from the annotation of a GenBank genome assembly. Lineage: Eukaryota; Metazoa; Arthropoda; Insecta; Lepidoptera; Papilionidae.
AUGUCAGUGCCUGAGUACUACGUUAUGGAACUCUCCAAGCCAUUGUAUGGAUCCCGUCGCAACAUAACCAUGGACAACUGGUUCACCAGCAUAUCAUUAGCCAAAAAUCUGAUUGGAAAUGAAUUGAACAUGGUCGGAACGACGCGAAAAAAUAAAGGAGAAAUACCAGAGUCCUUUUUGGAGUUAACAAACAGAGAAAAAAAUACCGUUAUGUUUGCGUAUCAUGGACCUCUAACUCUAUUGUCCUAUUGCCCACUGAAAUCGACAAAGAAAAAAGUCAUCAUCAUGUUGUCAACUCUCCACGAUUCUCCAGAUAACAAAAAUGAAGUUGAGCUUCCAGAAAUUAUUCAUUUUUAUAAUAAAACAAAGGGAGGAGUGGAUGUGUUCGAUGCAAUGGCUAAAAAUACUCUGUCCAAAGAAGAACCAAUCGUUGGGCAAUGUGUAUUUUCUAUGGGUUAUUGA